AUGUCGCAGCAGCUCGACAAAGAAAAAACAAGUUCAAACAGAGGUGAGCUUGCUCGCUUCCGACGGGUCAUGAGUGAGGAGGGCAUUGUCGACAUGCGUUUCGUAUUUUGUGCGGUGAGCUUGCUCGCCUUGAAAGAGUCAACGCCCGUGUACCAGCGCAUGACUGAGGUCGCAAAAGAGUCCUGUUCAAAGAAAGGUGAGCUAGGUCGCUUCAGAAGGGGACUGGAUGGAACAGUGGACAGUGGGUCGCACACCUUCGAAGCUGAUCCGGCUCAAAAAGCCAUGGCCAUGCGUCCCAAAGUGAACGCAAGAAACCUGGCUUACGUGGUUCUGUUCUGGCUGAGUACUGUCGCAAGCCUGGUGCUGGCCAGCGAUGAACCGCAGCUCACUGUUAUCAUCAGCUUCCAUGUCACCAUGUGCAUCUUGAAUCUCCUGGUGCGCAGAGCCUCGCAGCGAACCAUCCCCCGCCUAGGCUGGGACGACAUGGCCGCAGAAGGCACAGACGCUGUCGCCCUGCAGUGUGCGGAGCGGUUUCUCCACAUAGCUGGCGCCGCCGAGCCCCUGCGGCGGCGGUCCGACGACGACCGACUACAGCAACUUGAGACGCAGGGACUUUUUCUGCAGACCGCCGAGUCACAUGGAGCGAACAACUGCUUGAUCGAUUCCUUGUUGUUAGGUUUAACAGCCGCCAACCUAACACCGAAUGCCACAAAGUAUUCCAUGGCGGAACGCAAGCGCAUGUGUGCGAGGUGCCGCAAGCACCUGCGUCGCCAGUAUGGCACCCCGGUCGGCACUUAUCUCGAUGGGCACGCAGAUGCCCCCCACAUUUUAGAUUUUUUUCUCCGCCAGGAGUGGCGGCAGGAUGUGUCAGUGCGAGUCCAUUUCUACGACUGCCUCGAUGCUGGGCAAGUGCUGGAGAACCAAGAAGAGCUAGCUUUCGUAGAUUACACAGUAGGCCCGUCGGUGUCCAGUGAUCCAUUGCCAGUGCCAAAAAGACGACGCGGCCCCGGCCAGACUACGGAGGAAGCCGCCCAUCAUGCCACAGCUUUUCAGCAUUGUCCGGGGGACAUUCCUAGUGCUUACGUUGCAGCUUUGCAACACGUGGAAGAACAAGCUGUUCCGGCCGUCGGUUGGAGCGUAGAUCGCCGCACGCUGCGACGCCUGCGUCAAGCUAGACAAGAAGACCACUGCGUAGCUUUGAUUUGCAGUUGCUGUGCUGCAGUGUUGCCAAGUGGACCACGUAGUGACAUCGGCUAUCUAUCCAUCGACGACAUUUUCUCUGGACUCACCACCAAGAGUUUUCAAGAAAAUUGGGAUUUGAAGCAAUACAAAACAACAUAUGGCUUGCACGCCUCCAUCCGUGAGCGGUUAAGUGGCCCGGAGUGGCAACGGCGCUUGCCCGAACAUCUGUUCCAAGGAGCAAGCAUUUUGUGUUGCCCGGAAGAUCAUCGGUGUUCCAGUUGUCUCCGUGACCCAAGGCAGACUGCAGGUGAGCCAGAGCGUAGCGCAGGCGAGUGCCCGGGUGUAACCCAGGAGCCCGACCCCUACCAGUUUUGCAGCGCUUGCGAACUCCCCUUGUGCCGGAGUUGCUGGUCCCGAAUGCGGCAAAAGAUGUAUGCCGGCGUGCCGCAAGCUCUAACCAACGACAACUGGUAUGGGUAUCCAGUGGACUUACUUUACACCCACAAAGUCCGCUGGGUGGAAGCGGCCGCAGCGUGUCCCGUUUGGACUUCCAUGAUCAGUUUUUACUUGGAAGCCGAUCGCGGCCAUGUGAUGGAGGAAACACUCCAUCGAGCCGACCAACGCCUGGCCAUCCGAGGCAACGUCAGUGCAGUGAGCCUUCCAUGGGAACAAAUCUACGGCAAGUUCGCAGACAUGACGCCCGAGCAUCGGCUCGCGAUUUUGCCACACGCAUUGCCCGCUCUGAAAUCCAUGAUCCACCUGACAGUAAGAGGAAUGUUGCACGGCGAAAUUUCGGACUGGGUCGCCGGAGCCAGAGUCAGACCUUGGGUAGUCGUCGCUUUGUUAGAUCAUCUAGUGGACCUCGCCCAUCCCAUGUUCGAGGGGUACGACGGCACACCGGCCGAACUCAAGGCAUUGUUUCGCGCCAAAGUCAACCAGCAAUACGGAGAAGAUGAGUUUCCGGCCGUAACCCUAGCGGAAGUUGAUAAAGCACCUACCCACCAUAACCCAUCGCCACCGCAGACUAAACACGCCACCCCAGAACCUGCCGGAGUCGCUGAUUUCAACGGUGAAGCCUUUCAAGGCAAUGUCCGACCGCAAGUGUUGUCGCCCGACUGGAGUACUGAUCAAAGUGCAGACCUUACCGCUCAGGAAGUCACUCGGUUGGCCGUUGGCACGCCGCAGGUCACGGUCCAAACCGGGCACGAAUUCUGGGAUCAAUGGCAGCCGAAAUACUUGAGUUGGGCAUUUCCUUUUAGUUUGCCGGCUCCAGUUGGGGGGCCAGAUUACCCGAACAAAGACCGGUGGAGGCGUAGCACCGACGCCGCAAUGCUCGGCCCACUCGCCCACUUACGCUCACUCACCCGGAGAGUGGAAAGUUCCAUUCACAAUUCUUGGGAUUUGGUGUCGGGACUUCGACGCUUAACAUUCAAGUGGCAUUCGGUGUGGAACACACCCCUGUGGCGAAAACACAAACCCAAAGCGGAAUUGUUGGAGACCACUCCGGUGCACGAAUGGGUGCAAGCAGCAAAAGCACUGUACCACAAACUGCAGAAGGGAACCUAUCUUACAGCAGGUAAUCACAUCAAGCCCAUCAACUACGAUGCUCGUAAGCUUUGGUUUGCCUCCAACCUGACCCAACCCGAAAUUCAGCUUCUACGUGACAUUCGGCAGACGCAACAGCUGUUGCCGGGCACCGUCGAAGUUCGUCGCCGCAUCGGCCGGUUUUUGUUUGGGGCCAGGGUUCAACUCGGAGAACCGAUUUUCAUUACCGUGUCACCCACGACACGCCGCAAUGCAGUCUGUUUAAAAAUGUCUCGGUAUCGAGCCAAUGACCCCGGCGCCGGACACUAUUGCGCCAAAGAUGACCCUAAGGUGUGGGAGGACACCGCCGUCACGAUCCCGGUGCCGGACUACGAGACACGACGCUGCAGCGCCGUUCGAGAUCCAUGGUGCGUAGACAUUGCCUUUCAGAGCAUGAUUCGGUUUGUGUUCGCAGAGCUCUUAGGGGUCCGCAUGUGUUUCAAGUGCCCGCAAUGCACUUGCCGUGACAUGUUAGAACACCCGUCUCAUCCUAUGGGGGGGGUUCUUGGUCUGGUGCUUGGAUUUUGUGGCGCCAUCGAGUAUCAACAAAAUAGUACACCCCACUUUCACGCCAACGUCUACGUGGCGAGCGUCUGGCAACACCCCUUGAAAGUUCUUGCUGCCAAGUUGCAAGCAAAGGCCGUGUCGCUCGGAGAAAUAUUUGAGUACCAGCAGUGGCUGCAUAAUGAAAGCCACUUGAACUUGGAGCAGCACGUCGCGCUAGAGCCGGACCUUGACGCAGAGUGGAAGCAGAAUUUCGUUGGCAAGCAGCAUGACAAGCUUUGCCUUUGGCCUGCUUUUGUUGCCGCGGACACCGAGCCAUCACCUUGGACAGCCCCGUCGUCCCACUCCGAAACCCUGUUGAGAGAUGCAACGACAUAUCGAACCAAGUAUGCGUCCGCAGUGCAAGAACGGGUCAACUUCCGUGUGCCGUUACUGCCAGAGACGCACGACCCGGCGUGCGCUCGGGGCUGCCUCCGACACGGGACUUUGCGGCGACUGCAACGCCUGAUGCAGCACGCCGCCAGGAAAUCCACCCAGUAUUUCACGGGAUACCUGCAGAAGCCGCAACCCAUCGGCAAAAAAGAGCUACAGCAAGCCGCCAAGCACCUCUCGUUCUUAGACGUCACCCCGACCAAAGGGGCGGAGGCGCAACAGUACCGCAGAGUACUCCAAAGGAUCUGUGGCGACUUGGAGUUCAGGUGCUCCGUGCGGCCUCUGACAGAAGAGACAAUGUUGGCAGGAUUCUGGGAUGGGGAAGAAGUUACGUCCGCGGAGUGCAUUCGGUCCUUUGCCGUCGUCCCGUUCGUGGGCUCGGCCUGGCUAGCCCAGGUCGAUCGCCGCACCGAGGUGCGGGCCCAAGUCAAGCAGCUCCAACACCGGCACGCCGUGCUGAGCACAGCCGAGGUGUACGGCUGGCGCGGCAAAGACCACCGGUUGUACUACUUAAGCCCAGAGACGCAGCGCGACUUGGUGCGCUUGCCGGUUCGGGUGGCCACGACAGCCGCCGCGGAUCAUUACUUGGUCCGCCGGCCAGCACCCUUGGUUCCAUAUCCGACCGCAGCACCUCUCCCCAAAGCGGACAUGGCCAAGGCAGACCAAUGCCGCAUUUUGAACGUGUACCUGCGUCCCUGGACAGCAGCCCCGGAAGAUGCAACUUGGCAUGUGCCGCAUUUUGCGGCCUUGGACACACCCAUAUCGGACAUGCAACAACAACCCGGUCGUCGGUGUCGGAACAAGACCCACCUCGGCCAACGGUGUCAUGCUGCAGCUUGGGGCGAUUAUAUUCGGAAUCACAUCGUGUCCACACACGCAAAACGCCUGAUCAACAACUUUUUGGCAGCGGCCGAUUGCACUCCCGAAGAGCCCGAAGACAACCUGGAGUGCACGGCCGCCCUUCCGGGGCACGACGUGGACAUCAGUUGGGUGGAUCUGACCACCGUGCAACGCCUGACAGCAGGCCUCGAUCCCAGCCAGUGUUUGCAAGCCAUUCUGGAACGCUGCAUUGUGGAGCACCAAGAAGAGCGGCAGAACGCACCACAGCGUUCCGAGCCGUUUCGUGCAAUCUUGCAUGGCGUGCCCGGAGCCGGCAAAUCACAGACCUUGAAAAGGCUUCGUGUCUUUUUCGAAAGCAUUUGCCAUUGGUCCCAUCCGCAAGACUUUGCUUUCGUCGCUCCGCAAAAUACUCAGGCCGCUUUGAUUGAGGGCAUCACCCUCCACUCGUUCGCUGACAUGCGGGUCAAGGGCGCCAAACAGAAGCCCGACCCCCACGCGAGCAUGCAGCGAUUUGUCAAGUUCCAGCGACUUCGGUGGCUGAUCAUUGACGAGUGCAGCACGGCGGCGUUGGAAGUUUUGGCGGCCCUGGAAAAGCACUUGCAGGACGGAGUGCGGCCCAAGAAUUCUUGGAAAUGUCGCAAGUCCGGAGUGGCGCGGCCCUUUGCUGGCCUCAACGUUUUGCUUGCUGGAGACUGUUGGCAGUUCCCCGCCGUAAAAGCCACCAGCCUUUUCCAAAAUCCUUUCAAAAGCGGCCAAAGCCUGGCCGUGGCCGCCCUGCAAAAGAUUUUGUGGACGCACAACCAAAACAACGUGCAGCACCUCUUCGAAUUAACCCAAGAACACCGCUGCACGGAUCCAUGGUUGAGCGUUAUCUUGAAAGCGGCGCGGCGCGGAGCCGUAGACCAGGAACUGUGGUCCUUCUUGCACGGCUAUCCCACGGUCCACCCCGGAUCGUGGCACCCCGCCACCGACACCUGCGGCUGCAAAAAUCCGACCUGUGAGGGUUUACCUAAGAUUUGGACACAGGAGGUUUUGCACGGAAACGACGCCCGUACUUGGGCAGCUCGCCUCGGCGACGAGUGCAAUGUCUGCUCAGCCGAGCGGCGGCGGCGUUGCAUCGUCGCCGAGGCAAGCGACUUCGGACCGAACCCAAAAGACCCCAAAUUUUUGCAUGCCCCGUUUAUCCAUAGUUUCAACGCGGCCAAAUACGUUGCAGCCUUGCUUCGGGCUCGGUGGGUGGCAGCCGAACAGAACCAGCUUCUGCUCUGGGCGGUGGCACAGGACACCCCCUGUUCCACACCGCUCCAGAAACCGACGCGCGCGAACUUCGGCGUCGAAAAGAAAACUGGCUGCAGAGGCACGAUCAAUCGUCAAUUGACAGGAGGCAUAAUGGGACUCUUGCCCUUGUUGCCGAACAUGCCGGUGCGGAUCACCCAAACGUUGCCGGAACUCAAGCCUUUUGGUCUUUUCAAAAAUACACGCGGGCAGCUUUACAACUGGACAUUGCACCCCGAGGACGCGGCAGCAAUCCAGACUUGCACCGACUCCGACUGGGUUCUGCGCCACCUGCCCACGUGCAUUUUCGUGGCCAUCCCAGGCGCCACAUGGCAGCACCGCCCAGGCCUGCCAGCGGGCGUAGCCUGCAUCCGACCGGGAGUCCAGCACUGGCAGCUCGAAGCACACGGACAAGCCACGGUUGCACGCAAGGGAUUCCCCAUUGCGUGCAACCAAGGGUUGCUGCCGAUCCGGGAGUUCGCCCGCAACAACACUUGGGAUCCAGAGGGUUGGUACGCCAUAGUGCAACUCGGCAUGGAACGUUUGUGCAAUCAAUGCCGUGAGAGUCUAAAACCGCACCCCCAGACCGCGCAAGAAGGGGAUCAACCAGUUGGAGCCGAGGAACCGGGUGUUCCGUGUGCCUUUUGCACCGUGACCAAACUGCCUAAACUCGGUUUUUGUCAAAAGCGCUUGGCCACAGAGCGCUUGGCUUGCGCCAAAUGCGAUGUCGGAAUGAAGUUGAAACUCAAAACCCUAGCUGCCUUCAGCCCCGAAGAGAUCCAACGAAGAAAGCGCACCAAAGAGCUUCGGAGAGCGCGCUGCGUAGAAUGCGCAUUGCUCCGACCCAAUGUGGCGAAAGGCAAUGUGGGGCACUGCGACCUGUGUCAAAAAUCGAUCAGUGUGUCGCAUUUCCACAAAUACGAGGCCGCCUCAAAAACCGGUAUUUGCCGCAGGUGCGCACAGAAAGCCGCAGAACUCAAGGAAGCCGCAGCAAAAGUGUGUCCACAGUGCAGCCAGCCUUUGCACGCCGCGGCCACGCCGGGGACGUGGUGUCAGAAAUGUGCGUAUCCACCGUGUGUCGGUUGCAAGCAAGUGGAGCGUUCCAAAAAAGGUGCCAACCACGCCAAGCAUCGCCCCUUUUGGCGUUGCGAAAAGUGUGCCGCGCAAGUGUGUACCAAGUGCGCAAAGCAAUCCGUGGGUAGGCCGGGCCAGACGCAGUGUGUCCGCAGUGCCAGCCGAACAAGUUUUGCCCCCAGUGCACGGCGCCCAUGCCUGCAGCGGCGCACCUCGGUUCGUGGUGCCACGCUUGUACCUACCCUCCAUGCGCCGGCGGCUGCGGCGCACCGCGCCCACCUAAAA
Messenger RNA from Durusdinium trenchii, 7176 nucleotides. The record is from the annotation of a GenBank genome assembly. Lineage: Eukaryota; Dinophyceae; Suessiales; Symbiodiniaceae.